Messenger RNA from Suncus etruscus (white-toothed pygmy shrew), 3012 nucleotides. RefSeq names its product mitoguardin 2 (gene MIGA2). NCBI's taxonomy places the organism in Eukaryota, Metazoa, Chordata, Mammalia, Eulipotyphla, Soricidae. The transcript has 16 exons. The coding region runs from base 235 to 2013 and encodes 592 amino acids. The record is from RefSeq and is a predicted model, not a curated record. Gene Ontology annotation, biological process: mitochondrial fusion.
UCGGGCGAGGCCACGCCUUCCGCGACAUCGAGGUUGGUUGCGCGGGUGCCGGGGAAGGAGACGCUGCCCUCUGCAGCUAUGGGCUCCCGGCUCUGCAGAGGGGCUCGCUGCUCUGUGCGUGGCUGUAUGACCAGGCAGUGGACGGUGCCCGCACUGUGGGCUGCCACCAGCUGAGGACGCUUCCUGGGAGCUGUUGGCACCACCAGGGGCUCACAUUGAAGGUGCAGGCUUGCCAUGGCGUUCCGGAGGACUGAGGGCGUGUCCAUGAUCCAAGCGCUGGCCAUGACGGUGGCUGAGAUCCCUGUGUUCCUGUACACGACAUUCGGGCAGUCUGCCUUCUCUCAGCUGCGACUCACCCCGGGCCUCAGGAAGGUCCUGUUUGCCACUGCCCUGGGCACCGUGGCCUUGGCCCUGGCCGCCCACCAGCUGAAACGGCGUCGGCGGCGGAAGAAGCAAGUGUGCCCUGAUAGGGGGGUUGAGCAGCUGGGCUCUGUGCCCCUCCCCACACUUAUGGCCAGGAAGACCUCAUCAGUGAAGAAAGGCUACUCCAGCUGCAGGGUCCAGAGCCCGGGGAGCAAGAGCAAUGAUACUCUCAGCGGCAUCUCGUCCUUGGAGCCCAGCAAGCGCUCCGGAUCCUCCCACAGCCUGGCUUCGAUGGCAGCCGUGAACUCCUCUAGCCCCGUGGCCGCCUGCUCGGGCCCAUGGGAUGCCCGUGGUGGAGAAGAGUCGGUGACCAGUGAUGGCCAGGCUGAAAGCCUAUACAUGCAAGGCAUGGAGCUGUUCGAGGAGGCACUACAGAAGUGGGAGCAGGCACUGAGUGUGGGGCAGAGGGGUGACGGCUGCAGCACCCCCACCACGGGGGAAGGCCCCCGAAACCCCGACACGGCGUGUGACCUGCUGCCAGAGCCCGAAUCUCAGCGUCGGGAGUUCGCGGAGAAGCUGGAAAUGCUUCUGCACCGGGCCUACCACCUGCAGGAGGAGUUCGGGGCCUCCUUUCCGGCUGACAGCAUGCUGCUGGACCUGGAGCGCACCCUCAUGCUGCCGCUGACUGAAGGCCAGCUGCGCUUUCGGCCCGACGACGACGAUGAGGACAGCCUGAGCUCUGAUGGCUCCUUCUUCUCAGCCACCGAACUCUUCGAAUCCCUGCAAGAUUUUCCGGCCCCACUGUCCAGGCCAGCGGCUGCCUAUGAGGAGGCCCUGCAGCUGGUGAAGGAGGGCCGGGUAUUGUGCCGGACACCCCGGACAGAGCUGCUAGGCUGCUACAGUGACCAGGACUUCCUGGCUAAGCUGCAUUGUGUGCGACAAGCCUUUGAGGGCCUUCUGGAAGACAGGAGGAACCAGCUCUUCUUCGGGGAGGUCGGCCGGCAGAUGGUGGCGGGGCUAAUGACCAAGGCCGAGAAGAGCCCCAAAGGCUUCCUUGAGAGCUACGAGGAGUUGCUGAGCUAUGCCCGGCGCCCUGAGACCUGGGCCACCACGAGGCAGGAGCUGGAGGGCCGUGGGGUGGUGUGCAUGAGCUUCUUUGACAUCGUGCUCGACUUCAUCCUCAUGGACGCCUUCGAGGACCUGGAGAACCCGCCCUCCUCGGUGCUCGCCGUCCUGCGCAACCGUUGGCUCUCCGACAGCUUCAAGGAGACGGCCUUGGCUACUGCUUGCUGGUCGGUGUUAAAAGCCAAGAGGAGGCUAUUGAUGGUGCCCGACGGCUUCAUCUCUCAUUUCUACUCCGUAUCGGAGCACGUGAGCCCCGUGCUGGCCUUCGGCUUCCUUGGCCCUAAGCCGCAGCUUGCGGAAGUCUGCGCUUUCUUCAAGCACCAGGUGGUGCAGUACCUGCGGGACAUGUUUGACCUGGACCUGGUACGCUAUACGUCGGUGGCGGCACUGGCAGAUGACAUCCUGCAGCUGUCACGGCGCCGCAGCGACAUCCUGCUAGGCUUCCUGGGCGCACCGGCCGCCAGCAACGUGGGCGCCAACGGGGCUCUGCCACGGGAUGACGGGACCCCCGGAGAGCUGCUAUAGCAGGGAAGCACCCUCAUUCGGGUGCAUCCCGGAGCAGUGACCUUCCCGCCCCACACCCAGGACCACCCCAGGACCAGAUUGAGUGGCUGAGCCUUGGGACCCUGGGACUGACAGAUAGCUCUGUCCGGUGGGGACCGAGGGAGAGGAUGGGGGUGGACAGGCGGUAUCAGAGGGGGCAGGACAGCAGAACUGGGCUGCCCUGGGCAGGAGACUCCCCCACAUCACCUACCCUCAAGCUCAGCAGAGCUCAGGAGGGACCUGGGGGUGCUAUGUUGGGUUCCUGGACACCCUUUACUGCCAACUCCAGAGAGUCCUAAGAGGCUGUGGGGGCCAGUGUGAGGCUGGGGGUGAUUAGCGGACAGGGUGCCCACUUUGAAAUGCUCAUGUCUGGGCCAGUCCAGACCCCACACCGGGACCCCAUCCUCAACAUUCCCACAUCUACUAGUGCCGGCUCCCCUCGUUCCCAGGAAGCCCUGUGGGGUGCAUGGAUGGAGUCAGCGCCCAGGGACCACCCGCCUCCACUCACACCAUACUCACCCCCAUUGUGUUGGGGUCUGGCCCCACCAGCCCCGCACCCCUAAGCAUUUGCACUGGAGGCUAGUAUUUUAUUUAUCGCCUUAACACUUUAUUUUAAGAUUCUGCCCAGGUCAUCUGGUUUUCUGUGCUGGAGAAGGUGGGGGACCUGGUGCCUUGGCUCCCCCAAAGGCAGAGGGGCCCUGGGGUUGGGCUGAAGAGAGAGAGAGAGGAGGGCUUCUGGGUGCAGCCUGUUUUGCCCCCCAGCACUAACCCAGCUCUUAGGGCGGCCUGGGGUCUUUCCCACCCCCACCCCCACAUUCCGUUCAUUUGCACUUACCCUGCGCUGUGAAUGUCCCGGCCCGUGUGCCGUGGAGUGUCGCGUCCGUGUUCACGCAUCCCACGCCCGCUGGGUUCGCUCUCACCUCGCAGCUCCAAGCUAUUGUGCGGUGAGCAGCGGGUCCAAUAAAUGUUUCCAUGAUUGCA